AUCAAUGAGUUGAGCCAUGUUCAGAUCCCUAUCAUGCUGAUGCCUGAUGACUUCAAGGCCUAUUCCAAGAUCAAGGUGGACAAUCACCUCUUCAACAAGUAAGUGUACACACACACACUAAUUUAAUUGCUCUGAUGUUAAAUGUCUACUACCACAAUAACAGCUUGUACUCAGUGUUGUGACUCUAUGUUUUGGUGUGUGUGUAGGGAGAACAUGCCGAGCCAUUUCAAGUUUAAGGAGUACUGUCCUCUGGUGUUCCGCAACCUUAGAGAACGGUUUGGCAUCGACGACCAGGAUUUCCAGGUACACACAUGCAGAAGCAGACUGAACAGCUCUCUUCUCCUCUCGCCCCCUCUCUCUCUCUGUUCUCUUCCUAAUCUUGCAAGAUUUAUUUCAUGGUUAUCGCCAAGUUUCUCUUUCUCUCUCUGUCUGUCUCUCUCUCUCUCUCUGUCUGUCUGUCUGUGUCUGUGUCUGUGUCUGUGUCUGUGUGUGUUCCCAGGGUAGAGUGUGUGCUCUGUGUUGGCAUUAGGGAGGUCAAUGUUUUCUGGUCCUCUGAAGCUGUCUCUCAUGUUUAUAUUACGGUGGAGGGAGAAGGAGUGGGCUGAGGGUAGGAACAAGCACACAUGGAGGGGGUUACAGAGAGGACUGGGGUAGGUUACUCUGGAGGGCAUCAGCUGUGUGCUGGGGGGCACGAGGUGGUAGGAGGGUGGCACACACCCAGGGGAAGGAGGGGUGUCUGUCCACACACAGUGGCUGGGCUGUUGGAGGGUGUGGGAGAGGGAUAACAGGGCCUUAGAGGCCUGCCUGACUACAGCUGUCUCUGACAAUCACACACAAUCCCACUCUCUCUCUUUCUCUGUCUAUCUCUCUCUCCACAAUUUCUCCCUUUCUCGUUCACAUUCUCUCUAUAGAUUCAAAAGAAGUUUCAGAUUUUUAUAGACAUUUGUGAUUCACUGUUCUCUCUCUGUGUAGAACUCCCUGACCCGUGCGGCUCCGUUGAACAGUGAUUCUCAGGGUCGGAGCGGCGCUCGCUUCCACACCUCCAAUGACAAACGCUAUGUCAUCAAAACCAUCACCAGUGAGGAUGUGGCCGAGAUGCACAACAUCCUCAAGAAGUACCACCAGGUACACACACACACCUCAAGAAGUACCACCAGGUACACACACACCUCAAGAAGUACCACCAGGUACACACACACCUCAAGAAGUACCACCAGGUACACACACACCUCAAGAAGUACCACCAGGUACACACACACCUCAAGAAGUACCACCAGGUACACACACACCUCAAGAAGUACCCAGUACACCACCCAAGAGUACACACACACACCUCAAGAAGUACCACCAGGUACACACACACCUCAAGAAGUACCACCAGGUACACACACACCUCAAGAAGUACCACCAGGUACACACACACCUCAAGAAGUACCACCAGGUACACACACACCUCAAGAAGUACCACCAGGUACACACACACCUCAAGAAGUACCACCAGGUACACACACACACCUCAAGAAGUACCACCAGGUACACACACACCUCAAGAAGUACCACCAGGUGCACACACACCUCAAGAAGUACCACCAGGUACACACACACCUCAAGAAGUACCACCAGGUACACACACACCUCAAGAAGUACCAAAGUGAGUCUUAAUCCAACUCUCCUCUAAUUCUUCUAUUUCUCUAGUUCAUAGUGGAGUGUCAUGGCAACACGCUGCUGCCUCAGUUCCUGGGGAUGUACCGCCUCACGGUGGACGGAGACGAGACCUACAUGAUCGUCACCAGGAACGUCUUCUCCCACCGCCUCUCCGUCUACAAAAAAUAUGACCUCAAGGUAGGUGGGGAGGAAGGUAGGUGGGGAGGAAGGUAGGUGGGGAGGGAGGGAGGGAGGGAGGGGGGGAGGGGGGAGAGAUAGUUGUAGACUUUUAUAAGGAAAAAGGAAUGUCUGACAUCUUUCUGUCUGUCAGGGCUCCACUGUGGCCAGGGAGGCCAGCGACAAGGAGAAGGUACAGUAAUUUACACACACACACACAAAGUACAGACACACAAAACAACCAGACCUAUACAUGGUGUGUUUUAAUGUAUUGAUAUAGACACUGAUUAUGGAGUUUGAUUCUGAUUCCUGGCCACUUCCUGUCCUAUAAAAGCCAUGUGGAGGAACCGAGGGUGCGAGGGAGGGAGGGAGCUGUGUGUUAACACCUGGUCCUUUAAACCAACAUAGCUUCUGUCCAUUACCUACCUGCCCUUCCUUCUGUCAUCAUCAACUACAUGGCUCAACUUCUACUGAGCUGGUUUGCUUUGGUUUUUGGGGUGGGGGUGGGGGUGGGGGGGUAGUUCAAGCCAUCCAUCCUCUUCUGUUAAGACCCCUGCCCAUUAUACUCCCCAUACUCUUGCACGCUCUCUGUGUCUUCAGUUUGCUCCAUCAGUUUACUACUGCUACAGCAGUUCCAGUGCUUCCCCUGCUUGCUGUCUGUGUGUGAGAGACUGAGGUGUGUGUGUGUGUGCGUGCCAAAUGCUUUGUUCUUUGUCUUCUAGAGAGUGAAUGUUUUUUGUGUGUGUGCGUUUACAUUCCUGGAUUAUUUGAUCAGAUGCUGUUUGUUGUAUGAGGCAGUUUUCUGGUAAUGAGAGCAGACUUUCUCUGAGAGUGAAUGAGUGAUUCAGCCCAGAGCCAUACAUUCUAAAUAUAUAUCUGUGAUUCAGCCAAUGGUAGUUGUACAAACAGAACACAGGCUUUGGGAUUCUGCAACCUUCCCUGUUGGCAGGAAUCUUCUUUGCGGCAUACUGUUUUUGGACGUUGUGUUUAGUGUGGGUGUGCGUGUGUGCGUGUGUGUGUAUGUGUGUGUGUCUGAGUAGCCAGGUCAUCAUUUGACCCUGAAAGGCCGGAUCUUUCCUCUAGCGACUGUAGAAGCUUGGCCGGGUGGAACACCAGAACCAGCGGGGCGUUGUAACUUCGGGGAACCCCUCAGUCUAAAUAUAUCUGACAAAGAGAAUAAGGACUUAAAUGGAAGUACAGAAGCCGUUGAUCACACACUCUGUACUACACAGUAAGCUCUACUCUCUUCUCUCAGCUUGGUGUGUGAAAAUGUGUGACUAUUACAAAAUGCCAGUAGUUAUUGCUGACAGAUCAGCGAUAACGGACUAGCCAAGAUGUGGAAGGACUUCAAUUGUUCAUUUUCCAACCACGACAGCCGCAGUACUACUACGAUAAGUACCUUCUGCUGCUUCUACUACUGCUGCCUCUGCUUUGACCACAUUUGCAGCAUUCACAGGCCUUCAAGUUGUGUACUGUUUUGUCUUAAAAGUUUGACAUACAGUGUACACACACACACACACAUUCUAUGCUCACAGAAAUCUGUAAACGGGCAUGCCAUGGCCAGCCACCAUCACUGUUCAAUUACAUGACUGAAUAAAACACCUUCUCACAUUGAGUGUAGUCGUGUGUAUGUUCGGGCGUGACUACAUGCAUUAUCAUGUUUAAUCUUUAAUGGCAGACUGGCUUUAGAAAUGCACAUUUUCUGCAUUUUCAGGUUAGGUUGAUUUAAUUGGUUAGUUGGUUAAGAGUUGUGACUGAGAUGUGUCCAUAGACGCUGCUGUGUAUUCAUAAAUACUGGAGGGGUGAAUGGAGGUACAGGGUAUUUGGUGUGUGUUGAGCUACAUGGUAGUUAGUAUGUGUUAGGUGGUGUAAUGUGUGUAACAGCGGUAUGGUGUGUAGGGUUUCACACACAAACAACAAGCCCUCUUGACUGACUGCAUGCCAACCCCCCCCCCUCUCUCUCUCUCUCGCAUGUUCUCUGCAUGGUCCUACAUCUCUAGGCUUGUGUCUCCAACACCCCGACCAGCCCCACUCUGUGCUGCAUGCUGUGGACUCACUUGUCCUACUGUCCUCACAUGGAACCUGGAUUUUUAUUUUACAUGAACAUAUUCAUAGUUUACAGCCAGGGUGGGCAAUGGAGCUGCGGUAUGCACUGUGCAGGGUUUUGUUCCAGCCCAGCUCUUAACACACCUAAUGCAAGUGAUCUAAUCACAGUCAAUGUUUAGACCAUGAAUAGUGAUGUGAUUAGGAAUCAGUUGUGUUAGUGCUGGGCUGGAACAAAAGCCUGCACUCCCAGCUGUCCCCCUGGGUCCAGAGAUUUGUCAUGGUACCUGUUUACCACUGUAGAUCUCUGCUAUCUAACGUUGUUGUUUCCUCUCCCUGGGCUCCUUGUGCCAGCUGGUAGUGUUGUUAUUAACACUGUUAGCUACCGGCUGGCCCUCCCUACAGGCGACAUGGCUUUUACCUGAGACAGUCUGUCUAAGCAGCAGUCUAAAAGAACACCUGAAAUGCCACCCUAGCUGUUAUAGCUCUUCCUUAUGCGCACAAAACCGGAGGAUAUGCAGAUUCUGUUUACAUGAAAUAUAAUAUGCCACUUAGCAGAUGCUUUUAUCCAAAGCGAUUUGCAGUACAGUGAGAGCAUACAAUUUAGUAUGUGUAUGUGAUCCCUGCGGAAAUUGAACCCGCAACCUUGGCUUUUCUAGCAGCACUUGCCAGGCUGUACGCUCUUUCAGAAGCUCUCUUCCCUUGCCUCGCUUGAAACAAAACUAAUACAGUUUGUGUAUUUCCUAAACACUUGCCUUUCCUUCCAACUUCCUUCCUUCCUUUCCCCGGCUCUCUCCUCUCAUCCUCCUCCCUCCAUCCCUCCCCCGCUCCCCUCUUCCAGCAGCCACGCCCUCCUGAGGAUGCGCCCCCGCGGCCCAAAUCUAACGUUCAGCAAAGGCUGCAAACGCUGCGGAUCGCCACACGCUUUUACUGCGCCAUGAAACACGUAAGAGACGUAAGGAACAAGGCCAGGCAUGCUCAAUCUAUCUACCUAUCAGAUCAAAUCAUAUUAUAGAACCAAGGCCAGGCAUGCUCAAGUUAUCAGAUCAAUCGUAUCUCAUUUUAUUUUCAUAGCUUUUUUCAGAUUCAUGUCAUGACGGAUACAGGACAGGACACCUGCAAUGGACUGGCAUGUAGGAAACAGACAGACGGAACUGGCUUGUUCUGGAACAGUUUUUCAAACUGCUGUUUUUGCCCCUUUUCCUUUAUGGCUAUUGACUCACAACCAAUCACUUUCACUUCCUGUCCCUCUCACAAACACACACACACAGUGUGAUGAUGCUGUACCUCAGAGAGUGUGUGUCUGCUUCUGAAAUAGCACCCUAUUCCCCAUAUAGUGCACUACUUUUGACCAGGGCCCAUCAGUCCCCCUGGCUAAAAGUAGUCCCCUUAAUAGGGAAUAUGGUGCCAUUUCAGAUGCAGCCUGUGUGUAGUUGACCCAGAUUCCCAUUCAGUGUUGACGUGCAGGCAGAGAGAGACACGUGGCUGGUUGGAACAGCUGUUGUCUGAGCAUGCCCAGAGUACAGCACCACUGGGCUGCAGCUGCUCACCACCAGGCCUGGCCUCUCCUCUCCUGUCCUUCCUGACUACUAAUCACAAUCCUGCAGUACUAUCAUCACACCAACCUGUUUCACUGACUGCUUUUGUUUUUAUUUACCUGGAGGUUUGACUGUAUAUUUUUGAUACUUCAGUUGGUGAUCUGGUACAAUUCUCCUGUUCUUUCUCCCCAAGCUGUGACAAAUUCACUAUUGAGCGACAUCACUCACAUCUGAUGUGCCACAAACUUCCUGUAGCGCACUGUGAUGAUGAUGAUCAAAAAACUGCCUUCGGUCACCUGAUUGAAGGCCAUGUGCAAUGACCCUUUUGAUCUCCCUCUUUCUUCUCUUGUUUUCUCCCUCUUUCUCUCUCAUUCUCUCAACCCAUCUUUAUCUGUUUCUUUCUCUCUCUCCAUCUCUCUCUCUCGUGGCUGUUUUCAUCCAACUUCAUCUAUUCUGUUUUUUUAUUUUAUUUUUAUUUUACCUUUAUUUAACUAGGCAAGUCAGUUAAGAACAGAUUCUUAUUUACAAUGACGGCCUACACCGGCCAAACCCGGACGAUGCUGGGCCAAUUGUGCGCCGCCCUAUGGGACUCCCAAUCACGGCCGGUUGUGAUACAGCCUGGAAUCUAACCAGGGGGUCUGUAGUGACGCCUCAAGCACUGAGAUGCAGUGCAGUGCCUUAGACCGCUGCACCACUCGGGAGCCCGGGUGUUUGUUACUGCUACUCUACCAUGUCAGCCCAGUCUACCUCUGAACCACAACCAUUACGUACAGUACCUGAUCUACUGCUUGUAUGGGCUCCGCUAUACUUUCUCUGAGAAUGGAACUGAUAAUUGAGCGAUUAGAGGGGUUGAUCAGGAAGAUGGGUGUUUGGGAAGAGAUUGAGGAUGCAUAGAAUGGGUGGCUGGAUAUCUGGAAUGUAUAUUCUUUUCAGGAUGCUGUCUGUAGCUGGUACUAGUGUCUACCUGCUGUUUGACUCUCCACAUUAUUACAACGUUCACCCAUUUGAGUGUGCAAGGGUGCCUUGGCCAUCGCAGCAUUGUUUGUGGUCUUUGUGUUUGUUGCUAUAUGUGUGUGGGUUUGUGUGGCUGCUUUCCUCGUGCUGCCAUAGAACUGCUUCUGUCAGCUCUCUGAGCAGUGCUGCUGCUGUAACCUAAUUUCCUGCUCACUCCUUCCUCUCUGCCACAGAAUAACGCCCACCCCCCCUCCCCCCGCAGACCACAGGCCACACAUGGUACUGUAGCCAGAUGGCUCAAUGGAAAUUCACAAGCCUCCAUAGAGCUCACACUGUUUGUCUCGAACUGUUGUUAUAUGUGUCACAGACAAACAUGAUUCAGAUCACUUUAUUCAACGAGUCAGUUAGUUAGAGGAUCAUUUUAAAGAGUGUUCAUUCUGACUCCUUUCUAAUAAUGUAAAUAGUUAUAAAGUCCAGGUGUGUCCUCUGCUGUCCUGACUGUUUGUCUGUCUGUGCGGGGCAUCAGGCCAAGGAGCUGCCCACCUACAAGGACAACGACUUCAUCAACGAUGGACAGAAGAUCUACAUCGACGAUGACAACAAGAAAAUGUUCCUGGAGAAACUACGUAAAGACGUGGAGGUGUGUUUGUGGUUCUGUUAUUUCUUCUGGUGUGAGGGAAUGAAUACUUGGGUUGGAUUAAUCCUGGUCUCACUCUAAAAUGUUAUUCUCCCCUUUUACUCUCUCCAUUACUUUAUUCUAUGUCUCCUCCCUCUCUCCCUCUCUCUCUCCCUCCAGUUCCUGGCCCAGUUGAAGCUGAUGGACUACAGUCUGCUGGUGGGGAUCCAUGACGUGGAGCGGGCUGAGCAGGAGGAGGUGGAGAGUGAGGACAACGAGGGGGACGAUGAAGGGGAGAGUGAUGGAGGGAUUGGCACUCCCCCUGACUCCCCCAGUAACACCCUGGACAGCACCAAGCCCCUGUCCCCCGGGGAGUUUGACCCCACCAUAGACGUCUAUGCCAUCAAGAGCAACGACAGUGAGUGGAGAGGGGGAAGGAGGGAGGAGGAGGAAAGGGAUAGGAGGAGUGGUACAGGAGACUAAAAAGUAAAGGGUUCACUUCAAAACAGUGGGUCAGAAAUACCAAAUAGAUGAGCAGUAUGGUUAUACCAAAUAGAUGAGCAGUAUGGUUGUAGCCCUCUGGUAGGCUUCAUUUUAUAUAAUUAAGAAAUAAGGCCAGAGGGGGUGUGGUAUAUGGCCAAUAUACCAUUGCUAAGGGCUGUCACGGAGUGCCUGGAUACAGCCCUUAGCCGUGGUAUAUUGGCCAUAUACAGUGGGGGGGGGGAAAGUAUUUAGUCAUCCACCAAUUGUGCAAGUUCUCCCACUUAAAAAGAUGAGAGAGGCCUGUAAUUUUCAUCAUAGGUACACGUCAACUAUGACAGACAAAUUGAGAAUUUUUUUCUCCAGAAAAUCACAUUGUAGGAUUUUUAAUGAAUUUAUUUGCAAAUUAUGGUGGAAAAUAAGUAUUUGGUCACCUACAAACAAGCAAGAUUUCUGGCUCUCACAGACCUGUAACUUCUUCUUUAAGAGGCUCCUCUGUCCUCCACUCGUUACCUGUAUUAAUGGGACCUGUUUGAACUUGUUAUCAGUAUAAAAGACACCUGUCCACAACCUCAAACAGUCACACUCCAAACUCCACUAUGGCCAAGACCAAAGAGCUGUCAAAGGACACCAGAAACAAAAUUGUAGACCUGCACCAGGCUGGGAAGACUGAAUCUGCAAUAGGUAAGCAGCUUGGUUUGAAGAAAUCAACUGUGGGAGCAAUUAUUAGGAAAUGGAAGACAUACAAGACCACUGAUAAUCUCCCUCGAUCUGGGGCUCCGCGCAAGAUCUCACCCCGUGGGGUCAAAGUGAUCACAAGAACAGUGAGCAAAAAUCCCAGAACCACACGGGGGGACCUAGUGAAUGACCUGCAGAGAGCUGGGACCAAAGUAACAAAGCCUACCAUCAGUAACACACUACGCCGCCAGGGACUCAAAUCCUGCAGUGCCAGACGUGUCCCCCUGCUUAAGCCAGUACAUGUCCAGGCCCGUCUGAAGUUUGCUAGAGUGCAUUUGGAUGAUCCAGAAGAGGAUUGGGAGAAUGUCAUAUGGUCAGAUGAAACCAAAAUAUAACUUUUAGGUAAAAACUCAACUCGUCGUGUUUGGAGGAUAAAGAAUGCGGAGUUGCAUCCAAAGAACACCAUACCUACUGUGAAGCAUGGGGGUGGAAACAUCAUGCUUUGGGGCUGUUUUUCUGCAAAGGGACCAGGACGACUGAUCCGUGUAAAGGAAAGAAUGAAUGGGGCCAUGUAUCGUGAGAUUUUGAGUGAAAACAUCACUGCUCUAGAGGAGAUCUGCAUGGAGGAAUGGGCCAAAAUACCAGCAACAGUGUGUGAAAACCUUGUGAAGACUUACAGAAAACGUUUGACCUGUGUCAUUGCCAACAAAGGGUAUAUAACAAAGUAUUGAGAAACUUUUGUUAUUGACCAAAUACUUAUUUUCCACCAUAAUUUGCAAAUAAAUUCAUUAAAAAUCCUACAAUGUGAUUUUCUGGAUUUUUUUUCCUCAUUUUGUCUGUCAUAGUUGACGUGUACCUAUGAUGAAAAUUACAGGCCUCUCUCAUCUUUUUAAGUGGGAGAACUUGCACAAUUGGUGGCUGACUAAAUACUUUUUCCCCCCACUGUAUCACAAACCCCUGAAGUGCCUUAUUGCUAUUAUAAACUAGUUACCAACAUAAUUAGAGCAGUAAAAAUACAUGUUUUGUCAUAUUGGGGUAUACGGUCUGAUAUAUCACGGCUGUCAGCCAAUCAGCCUUCAGGGCUUGAACCACCCAGUUUAUAAUAUAGGGAUAAUCCUGUGUGUCUGUGUCCAGGUGCUCCUAGGAAGGAGGUGUACUUCAUGGCGGUCAUUGACAUUCUGCAGCAUUACGAUGCCAAGAAGAAGGCUGCUCAUGCUGCCAAGACCGUCAAACACGGGGUAUGUAUGUGUGUGAGGUCGGAUGCCUACGCCUCCGUUGGUGUGAAUGUUGUGUGUUUGGGUUUCUUCCCUUGACUCACUGUCUUCCACCGUGUGUGUGUCUCCCCCUGCAGGCGGGAGCUGAGAUCUCCACGGUGAACCCAGAGCAGUACUCCAAGAGGUUCUACGACUUUAUCACCACCAUUCUCUCAUAGCCCCCAGGGGAAGGGGGGGAGGAGGACUUAGGGAGAGGAGAUAUGGAGGAAAACAAGUGGAGAGAGGAGAGAAGGGAUGGGUGGGGGUAUCACUCUCUUUCUCUCCGUCAGCAGGGGUGUCCCUCUCAGCAGCUAAAACCAUCAUUCGUUUACAUUCAUCUUCUCA
Molecule: messenger RNA, 9728 nt
Organism: Coregonus sp. 'balchen'
Lineage: Eukaryota; Metazoa; Chordata; Actinopteri; Salmoniformes; Salmonidae
Source: the annotation of a GenBank genome assembly